UGCACAACCUGACUGUUCCUUGCAGUGUGUUCACUGUGUUGCGAUUACACAUCCCUUCUAAAGUUCUUCCUAAUGAUUAGCCUUCAACGUUCCAUACUCCUAUCUCCGAAUUGUCAUUCCAUUUUUUAAAGAAACUCUUGGUGCGCUCCCAAAAUAAUUCGCCGCCACCUUUCUCUAGUUACUACCUACCUAUUAAACCUAACCUUCCAUUGUUCUCAAGUGCUUAUCCAUUGUUCUCAAGUGCUUAUUAUACUUAGCACGCGUAUCCAAUACAGUUUUUCGUCCCAGAAUCAGGACAACUAUAACAAUCCUGUAAACAAAGCGUUUCUCCGAAAGCUUCCCAACUGCAUAUAUAAGAACCUGCACCAAUCACUAAAUAUUUCUCAAGCCAUCCUCAUGGAAUCCAAGUCACGAACAACUUCCUUGUCAUUUCUCUGUGCACGAACGAGAAAACUCAAAACUUGAUUUAGGCUGUACAUUUAAUUAAUACUGCCACACUUCGCCUAGUAACGACACGACGCGACCCGAACCGACCAAACCUAAUCAUUCAUACUGUCAAAAGAUUCUUUGAAUAGGACCUUUGAUUUGCAACAUUUCAAAAUGUCGGAUCUACGAAAGAAGAUAUUCGAGAGCGGCAAGACCGUCUCCAGAAAGGCGCGCUCCAGACAACAGUCAGCACUUGCAUCCCCGGCUAGUUCACGGGGUGCCUCGCGUGCUACCAGCCAGCAAGCCUCCGACGAAGAUGAUGAGAGCGACUACGAAUAUAAUGAGAGCGUGGCUAGUUCUCUCGGAAACUCGGAAGAUGGCGACGAAGCAGAUCCGGCGCCGCCGUCUGAGGCUCUUCACAACCGUAUUGUAGACCUGCUAGAUCAGAAGCGUGACAGCGGGCAAGAUCGAGAGAAGAAGUUAACAGCGUAUACCGAGCUGAUUCGACAUCACCCAAGUGCCGAGGAAGUUGAGUCGCAAAUGGGCGAAAUCAUUCCCAUGCUCAUAAAGGGUGUGCGCGGACGAAGAACUUCCCAAGGCGUGCUACAGUCCCUGAAAGCUCUUAUGACAACCAUCCUGUCAACUGGCGCUGAGAAUAUUCAUGCCGACGUAUACCAGCCUUUGAAGGCCUUAAUUCAAGAUUCAGAUAACGACGAUGAUGACGAAGCGAUCAAGGUAGCAGCCAUCCAAGCCAUGGGCAUUUCUGUGAUGUGUGGUGGGGGUUCUUUUACUGCGGCAGAGGAGUUUCUGGAAUUCCUUCUUGAUAUUAUCGAGAGUGAUGGACAUGUCAUUGGGGCGGGCGAUAACGGACCGGUAGUCGCCACAGCGCUGACUGUAUGGGGAUUUGUUGCUAGCGGUCUUGAUGAUCUCGAGGAACAGAGUUCGCGGGCACUAGAGGCAUUCACUGAGCAGCUUGAUAGCAGUGACGUCCAUGUCCAAAUUGCAGCUGGAUCCAACAUCGCCUUGCUCUUUGAAACUGCGGGCGAAUAUGAGGUGGAGACAGGGCAGCCCUGGAAUAUGCGUGUUGACCAAGACAGGCUUCUUCGACGGUUGAAUGCUCUUACGAGAGAGUCAUCAAAGUCAAUUUCCAAGAAGGACCGAAGACAGCUUCACAGCAGUUUCAAUAGCGUGGUGACCUCUCUCACGCUUGGAAAAGGUCCAGGAUACUCAACUGCACGACGUUCUCAGAGCAAUCCUCAUACUGGAGGCAACAGAGUUGACUUCAAAGGUGAUUAUCAAGAAUACGGCUAUCGACAAAAGCUUCGAAUUAACAACAUUAGCAUUGUCAUAGACACUUGGUCUUUGUCGGCCCGAUUAGGAAUGCUCAAGUCUAUUCUUGGAGGCGGUCUCGCCAGCCAUUACCUGAAUAACCCGGUGGUGAAAGACCUACUGAGCGGUGCUAAGACUGAGUAUGUUUCUGCUCCGCCGAAGAAAAAGAAGCUUCCAAUGAAGUACUAGCAAGGGUGGUUUCGAUUGAAGUACAAGAUAUCAGCCUGGUGUGCCACUUUCUAUACCAACAACACCGGAGGAUCAAUGGGUAGCCUAGCUGAAUAUUUAGUAAGCUUCUGGGGGUUUUCCCUCCGACUUUGUUUAUUAUAGUUGAACCAUUACGCUCGUUGGGAGCCUACCUAAUGUUGUGUUAAUUUCGAGAACCGUACCUGGUGCCCGCUACCCUGUAUAUAUUCUCGUUGCUCACACUAGUGGACAUAUAUAAGCAAUCAAAUAUCUUAUCACGUAGUAGUCUGGCGUUUAGAUAUAUAGCAUAUAUGUAGUAUUAAGUCAAAAAUUUGCAUAUACACAAUGCUCCUAUGUAUGUAUGCAGCUGUUACAUACAUACCUAAGGUUAGUAUGUAGCUGUUAUGUAGACGUUCAAUGUUGCCAAUGAAGCAAGAUACAUAUGUAGCUUAUGUAGGCUACAUGUUCCGAAAAGAUCAUG
This is a messenger RNA of Hypoxylon fragiforme, 2422 nucleotides long. Its product is annotated as interferon-related developmental regulator-domain-containing protein. The coding region runs from base 601 to 1944 and encodes 447 amino acids. The record is from RefSeq and is a predicted model, not a curated record. NCBI's taxonomy places the organism in Eukaryota, Fungi, Ascomycota, Sordariomycetes, Xylariales, Hypoxylaceae. The transcript has a single exon.